Molecule: messenger RNA, 1158 nt
Organism: Zalophus californianus (California sea lion)
Lineage: Eukaryota; Metazoa; Chordata; Mammalia; Carnivora; Otariidae
Gene: ACKR1
Product: atypical chemokine receptor 1 (Duffy blood group)
Exons: 2
Coding region: 113-1108 (331 amino acids)
Biological process (GO): regulation of chemokine production; chemokine-mediated signaling pathway; inflammatory response
Cellular component (GO): membrane
Molecular function (GO): C-C chemokine binding
Source: RefSeq, a predicted model, not a curated record
CCCUGCCCAGAACUGAUGGCCUUCAUUAGCCCCUGGCACUUAUCUUGGAGCCGCAGCUGCCCAUAGGACGUUCCCAGCCCUUCUCUCUGCCUGCCCUGAGUCCAGCAGUGCCAUGGGGAACUGUCUGCAGCACCAGGUGGCGGAUGAGGACUCUACUAAGUUCCCCUUUGGAGACGAUAUUUGGGACGAGUUUAAUGAUUCCUAUGACCUGAACUAUAACUACAGCAAUGUGGACGCAGCUGCCCCCUGCCGCUCGUGCAGCCUGCUGGACAGCUCCUCGCUGCCCUUCUUCAUCCUCACCGGCGUCCUGGGCAUCCUUGCCGGCGGGGCGGUCCUCUUCGCGCUCCUGAGACCUCUCUCCCACUGGCAGGUGUGCCCCGAGCGGCCUUUCCUGGUACAGCUGGCCAUGGGCAGCACCCUCUUCAGUACUGCAGUGCCCAUCCUGGCACCGGGGCAGAACAGUGUCCAGGGCACAGCGCUGUGCCACCUGGCCCACAUGGUCUGGUAUGGCUCAGCCUUUGCCCAGGCUCUGCUGAUAGGGGGCCAUGCCUGCCUGGGCCCCAAAAUGAGCGCAGGUCAGGUCCCCAACAUCGCCCUGGGACUCGGUGUGGGACUCUGGGGAAUGGCUAUCCUACUGGGGCUGCCAGUCACCCUGGCCACUGACACUUCCCGUGGACUCUGCUCCGUGACAUUCAGCAAGAGCCACUGGUUUCUGCAGCUGUCACACGUCAUGGCCUGUUUCACCCUCUUCACCUUGUUGCCACUGGGUUUGCUAGGAGCCAAGGUGCUGAUGAAAAUACUGGGCAGGUGGCCGUGUCCCUGGGUCAAUGUCCUGUGGGCCUGGUUUGUGUUCUGGUGGCUCCAUGGGGUGGCUGUGGGCUUGGACUUUCUCGUGAGGUCCAAGACCUUGGUCCUGUCGACAUGUCUGGCCCAGCAGGCCCUGGACUUGCUACAGCACCUGGCGGAGGCCGUGGCUAUUCUGCACUGCGUGGCCACACCCCUGCUCCUGGCCCUGUCCUACCACCAGACGGCGCGCACCUCCCAGCCCUCCCUGCCCCUCCCGCUCAGACGGCCUUCUCAUCUGGACACCGAGGGGGGAAAGUCCUAGCUCUCUUCCUACCUGUCCGCCUGCAUUAAAGUCUGCGCUGCUUUUAUGAA